AUGGAAAAGUUUGAAUAUUUAUCGAUUAGAUAUGAUGGAAAAGGUUUGUUGGAGAUUUUAGAUCAGAGAAAGUUACCGGAUGUAGAGGAAUGGCUUGUCUCUGCCAAGCCUGAAGAUAUGAUUGGAUAUAUAAAGCAACUAUCAGUUAGAGGUGCACCUUUGAUCGGUGUUGCUGCAUGUGUAGCAUUGUUUUUAUAUGUAAAUAAUGAGGAGUCGGCUAGAGCUCAGUGUUUGACUGAGGAGGAGGUGACCGUAGUUGCCACCAAGCUGCGCGAUGCCAGACCCACCGCUGUCAACCUCAUGAACAAUCUCGAUGAGAUGUUACAACUCACUGUAAAGCCAACUGCCGAUUUCUCGGCUGCCAACCUCGGACGUAUUGCUCGUGCCAUCAUCGAUCGUGAGGUGGACAUGUGCGCCAGAAUCUCAGUGGCCGGAGCGGAGCUGCUGAGCGACGGAGACAACGUACUUACACACUGCAAUACCGGUGCCAUUGCCACGCCGGGCAUGGGAACAGCACUGGGAAUCAUCCGUGAAGCCUGGCGUCAAGGCAAGAAAAUUCAUGUCUACGUCGACGAGACACGUCCACUGCUUCAGGGUGGCCGUCUAACCACGUACGAGCUGGCGCGUGAGAAAAUUCCACACACUCUGAUCUGUGACAACAUGGCAGCGACUCUGAUGGCACAAGGAAAGAUUCAGCGUGUGUUGGUCGGUGCCGAUCGUAUUGCGUGUAACGGUGAUUUCGCCAACAAGAUUGGCACCUACUCGGUGGCGGUGCUGGCGCACUACCACGGUGUUCCAUUCCACGGUGUAGCGCCGUGGUCGACAGUCGACCUGCUAUGUCCAUCCGGAAAGGACAUCCCCAUCGAAGAGCGUCAAGCUUCAGAGGUUCAAGGUGUUUCCGGAGCGUUUGGAAAUGUCAGAUGGGCACCCGCCAACACACCAACUUUCAACCCAGCGUUUGACGUCACCCCCGUCGAACUUGUAACCAGCCACAUUUUAGACACAGGAAUUUACACUCAACAACAACUCAAAGAUUCGAUUUUAACCAAACAUAAAUAA
This is a messenger RNA of Heterostelium album PN500, 1059 nucleotides long. RefSeq names its product S-methyl-5-thioribose-1-phosphate isomerase. The transcript has a single exon. Bases 1 to 1059 code for a protein of 352 amino acids. The record is from RefSeq and is a predicted model, not a curated record. Lineage: Eukaryota; Evosea; Eumycetozoa; Acytosteliales; Acytosteliaceae. Gene Ontology annotation, molecular function: S-methyl-5-thioribose-1-phosphate isomerase activity.